Paramecium sonneborni is the source of this 454-nucleotide messenger RNA. Lineage: Eukaryota; Ciliophora; Oligohymenophorea; Peniculida; Parameciidae. The record is from the annotation of a GenBank genome assembly.
AAUGGGAAAUGCAUGUUAAGCGACAUAAAUUACUCUUAACACAGAAAUUAGUGAUGAAUCUACAAGACCUCAAGUAAUAAUGGAAACGACUGAUAGAGUUAUAUUUAAAGAAAUUUACAAAAAAGAAAAAGUUGAACUUCCCGAUAAUUCAUAUUAAUCACCUCUUCUGACACAUCUUCCUUUAAUUAAUCUGGACUUAAUUGAACCAGAUUAAUUUUUUCCUUAAAUAAAAUCAAACAGAAGAACUUUAAGUUUCGUUAAUUAGAAUAGUAGAACACCUUCUCAUAAACUUGAUUCUGAUACAAUAUCAUUAACUAAAUAACCACUCAAGUCUUCAUUAAAAUCAUUCAAUUCUAGAAAAGGUAGCUCUAAUAAAAGUCCAAAGUCAGUUAGAUGGGAUAGUGAUUUAAAUGUUUUCCUCAAUAUAACUUGCUAUCAAAAUUAGUAAAUAUGA